Molecule: messenger RNA, 1404 nt
Organism: Pelecanus crispus (Dalmatian pelican)
Lineage: Eukaryota; Metazoa; Chordata; Aves; Pelecaniformes; Pelecanidae
Source: RefSeq, a predicted model, not a curated record
AUGGGAUACUCCUUCACCCUGCGGUGCAGAGCUGAGGGAUGCACAUCGCUGCAGUAUCAGUGGUUUUGUCAGCACCAGUCUGUCUGCCGCCAGAUUCCUGGUGCCACCAAGCAAGAUUUGCCCAUCACAGCACAGCAGACCCAGCUCUACACCUGCAGAAUCAAUGACCUCUACAAAAAUGCCAUCUUCUCCGACUGGGUGAAGGUGGAGGUCCAUCAGUGUGUCGCCAGAGGACUGCCCCCUCGGCUCUGGCGAGGAGAACCGGUCAUCGUCCUCAACCCCACCGAGCAGAGGGUGGAGGUGGGGAAGCCACUACAGCUGCAGUGUGCUGCCAUGGGGGUUCCAGCCCCCAGCUACCAGUGGUACCGGAAUGGGAACCUGCUGGAACACCAGAAGAAAAAAAGACUCUGGAUCACCCACGCAAAGGUCAGUGACUCCGGCACGUACCUGUGCUGUGCCUCCAAUAGCCACGGAGAGCAGUGGACCAGCGCUGUGGAUAUUCACAUAGGUACGUGUCGUUCUGAAAAGUUUUUUGCUACAGGCAAGAUAGCGCUUUUAGUGGGCAACAACUGCUACCAGCAUCAUCCCAACCUGAUGGCUCCCGUCACAGAUGUGUUUGAGCUGAGUCUUCUUCUGGAGCAGCUGGGCUUCCAGGUUGUCUCCCUUCUGGACCUGAACAAGGCUGAGAUGGUGACAGCGGUCAGUCGGUUCCUGCAGCUCCUGGGGAAGGGAGUCUACGCUAUAUUCUACUACGCUGGUCAUGGGUACGAACAUUCGGGGAGGAACUACAUGGUCCCCGUUGAUGCUCCACAGCCCUAUGCCCCUGAGAACUGCAUCAGUGUGCAGAGGAUCCUCCAGAAGAUGCAGCAGCAGCAGACGGCCCUGAACCUUAUCCUGCUGGACACUUGCAGGAAAUGGUACAACCCAGAGUGUGCCCUCUCCCAGGUACAGCCGCUGGAACCCUGGGGCAAUACUGUUUACGGCUAUGCCACGAGUGAAGAUGCAGAAGCCUAUGAGUUACAGGAUGGGGAGUUCAGCUCUGGGAUCUUCAUGAAAUACCUGAAGAAACAUAUUCUGCAGGAGAAGAAGGUUACACACAUGCUGGAGGAUGUGUUAGAAGACAUUGGUCGUGAUCCCUUGGUCACUGGGAAGCAGGUGAUGGAGAUCAAACACACUCUGAAGGAAGCCCGGUCCCUGACGGACCCAAUCUGUCCCUCGGGAGCAGCUGCCGAGCUCUGGGGACGCAGCCACGAGCUGGUGAGCGAAAUAGUGACCUUCCCCUGCGGGGUGCAGGUGGAGCUCCGCUUCCACCGUCUCUUCUCCAAUGUGAUGUACGUGUGUGCCAAGCUGCAGCCCCCACCAGCCCACGUCGCUGAUGCCCAUCUCCUGCUCUGCCAGCCCACC